AUGGCUUCGGACUUGUCGAUCUUCAUUCCCACUACUAUGAUCAACCGGAAGCUCUGCCAAUCCUUGAACUGUGACAAGGUUGGCGGAACCCAUAAAUACCCACUGGCUCUGACCAUGCAUCUGGCUUCAGCCGUUCAGAGCCCAUGGAUGGGACUUGCGCAGUUCUCCUUGUUGCCCUUGGACUGGAAUUUUAUGCAGGAUCCAACUUCCACUGCCCGUGAUCGAUAG
Penicillium diatomitis is the source of this 228-nucleotide messenger RNA. RefSeq lists its product as uncharacterized. The record is from RefSeq and is a predicted model, not a curated record. The transcript has a single exon. NCBI's taxonomy places the organism in Eukaryota, Fungi, Ascomycota, Eurotiomycetes, Eurotiales, Aspergillaceae. Bases 1 to 228 code for a protein of 75 amino acids.